This is a messenger RNA of Nymphaea colorata (pocket water lily), 351 nucleotides long. RefSeq names its product vacuolar protein sorting-associated protein 26B. Gene Ontology annotation, cellular component: retromer complex; endosome. NCBI's taxonomy places the organism in Eukaryota, Viridiplantae, Streptophyta, Magnoliopsida, Nymphaeales, Nymphaeaceae. Bases 1 to 351 code for a protein of 116 amino acids. The transcript has a single exon. The record is from RefSeq and is a predicted model, not a curated record. Gene Ontology annotation, biological process: intracellular protein transport; retrograde transport, endosome to Golgi.
AUGGAGGUGGGCAUUGAGGACUGCCUCCACAUCGACUUCGAGUAUAAUAAAUCCUUCUACCACCUCAAGGAUAUCAUCAUCGGCAGGGUCAACUUCCACCUCGUCAAAAUCAAAAUGAAGAGUAUGGAGAUCGCACUCGUCAGGAAGGAGACCUUUGGUACUGGCACCACCACCAAGACCGAAACUGAGACCCUCGUCAAGUACGAAGUGAUGGACGGUUGCCCCGACAAGGGAGAGUCCAUCCCCAUCAGGAUGUACAUGAAGGGAGUGCAGCUCGCCCCCUCCUACAAGAACAUCCACAACAGACUCUCAGUCAAGUACUGGAUCAACCUUGUCCUGCUCGAUGAGUAG